CUGUGGUGGAAUGCGUCGAGACUCGGACUUCCCUGAACAAGUUGGUGUGAAAAGUAAGUUUUGAGAGAGUGGAAAACUUCUGGAAAGCGUGACGAAAACAUCGACGGACGUCGAACGAACACGGAGGCUGAUCAAGCAUGGCCUCUCAGACCGCAUUUAAUCUCUGCACAGACGUCUUCGUGAUCUCUGGAGGUGCUUCGCAGCCCGAAGAGCCAGAAGUAAGUGUAGUUCCUGGUACACAGCUUGUAAUGCUGGCCAACGUCGUCCUCAACACGGAAUCUCCGCCAGAAGAGGAGAAGCAGAUGGCAGAACUGAUAAACGUCGACUGUUGUGGCUACUCAGACAGCGAGGAGGACAGCGCGGUUCACUACAGCUACGAUGAGGCGUCCAAAACUGCGGAUGAAGGGACCGGGAUGGGAGAAAGCAAAGUAGAAAAAGUUGUCGAAUCUGCUGAGACGGUGCCGACCGACCUUUCGAAGAAAUCUCCCGAAACGGAAUGUCCCGCAACGCAGAAACAAGGUUCCGUUGCUGUGCCAAACGCGGCAGCGCCGGGACCCGCAAAGAAAAAGAAGAAGCCGUUCUACUGCAAGCCGUGCCACUUCCAAGCCGAGUGUGAAGAAGAAUUCCUCAAGCACAUCCGCGUCCACAGCGCGAAAAAACUGAUUGCGGAAAAGGCAGGAAGUGGAAAUUCGGACGACGAAUCGAAUCAGGCGCAGCAGCAGUCUGCAGAAAACUGUGUCAAAGGCGUGAUCUGCUGCGAGCGCUGCGGCUACAACACCAACCGUUACGAUCACUACGUCGCACACCUGAGGCACCACAAGAACGAAGGGGACGAGCAGCAGGUGUUCAGGUGCACCAUCUGCCCGUACUCCACCGUCAGCCAGUAUCACUGGAAGAAACACCUGAGGAACCAUUUUCCCAGCAAGCUGUUCACUUGCAACCAGUGCAGCUACUUCUCGGAUAGGAAGAACAACUACAUCCAGCACAUUCGCACACACACCGGUGAGCGUCCUUUCCAGUGUAUUUACUGUGACUAUUCGAGCUCCCAGAAGACCCAUCUUACACGGCACUUGAGAACACACUCCGGUGAGCGACCGUUCAGAUGCGACAGCUGCAGCUAUUUGGCAGCCAAUCAGCACGAGGUAACGCGUCACGCCAGGCAGGUGCACAACGGACCCAAGCCGCUCAACUGUCCUUACUGCCAGUACAAAACAGCCGACCGAAGCAAUUUCAAAAAGCACGUGGAGCUGCACAUCAAUCCACGACAGUUUCUUUGCCCCGUCUGCAAGUAUGCUGCAUCCAAGAAAUGCAACUUGCAGUACCACAUCAAGUCCAGACACCCGGGAUGCUCAGAUAUCUCCAUGGAUGUGUCCAAGGUCAGGCUGAGGGUGAAGAAAGCGGAUGGAGAUGAUUUGAAGCCGGCACCAGAAACGAGGACGAGAGUGAGACGAAAAGCGGAGGCGUCUGAGGAUGCCGAUUCAAACGUAGGCCCCAUCAACCUCUCUAUUAAAAAGAGCGGAAAGGCAAAUUUGGACGGCGAGAGCGGCAAAAAACCUGCAUCCGAACCCACGAAAGAAAAAUCGUGUGAGAAGAGAGCAGAGAAAAGAGCUGCACUGAGAAAUGAAGGAAAGGAAAUGAGCAGCAAGAAAGCGAGACUCAAAGAAACUGCCCCCUGUGUUGACAAACAAGACGGAAAGAAAGACAAGGAGGUGAGAAAAGCCGAGAAGGUUGCGAAAUCUGCAGACAAAGUCACUAAAAGUUGUGCAAAAAAAGAAGAAAAAUCUGCAAAGGAAAAGAAGGAGACACUCGCCAAAAAUCAGGACGAUGAAGAGGAAAACCGAGCUGAUCUCGAGAAGAGGCAGCAGAAUCCCAGGGUGGAGAAAGAAAUGAGAGCGAAGGAGCAGAAGCAGAGAGAGGAAGAGGAAAGGAAAGAAAGAAAGAGGCAGGAGGAUGAACAGCUUGAGAGAGCAAAGAAAGAGAAGGAACAGAAGCAGAGGGAGGAUGAGGAAAGGAGAGAAAGAGAGCGACAGGAGAAAGAAAGACUUGAGCAAGAAUUGAGGGAGAAGAGAGAAAGAGAGAGGGUGGAGAAAGAAAGGAGGGAAAAGGAGGAGGAGGAGGAGCAGCAGCGGAGAGAAAGGGAGAGGCUGGAGAGAGAGAAAGAGCUGAAGCAGAAGGAGGAGGAAAGAAGAGAACGUGAGAGAGUGGAGAAACAAAGGAUGGAGAAGGAAGAAGUGGAACGGAGAGGAAGAGAGCGGCUGGAGAAGGAACGCAAACUCCAGAAAAGAGAGUUGGAAAAUGUGAAAGGUGUUCAAAAGGCACCGGCCAGGAAAGCAACCAAGAAACAGACAGGAGCAGUGAAUCGUGACGUCGUGGAGGAAUCUCGGAAACGGAAGAAAGUCGAGCCAAAAAUACCGAAACGCAAAAAAGUAGAGAGCGCACCCUCCCGUCAGGUAGAGAAAUCCAAACGCAGGAAGGUGAAGGGUGCAAACAGCCCACGCACGAGCACACCUGGAGAGAUGAAGAGUUCAAAGGGCGAAAGCAAAAACGCAAACAAGGUAGCGGUUAGUGUUGAGGUCCCAAGUCCAUGCGUGGAGACUGAUGAGGCAGCAACAGCUCCGGAACUUUCCACCGAGCCUGAAAAAGUGCAGUCCGGCCCAGGAAAAGAUCAAAGCUCAACAGAGAAGGAGCUGAGAAAAACCAAAAAUCUGUCCGAGAAGCCAUGUUCAGAAGACAAAGUCACAAGAACGAAGGGCACCAAGGAAGCACAGACAUCUUCAGACAUUGACAGUGGGACCGAUAGUCCAACACUGGAUCUGUCCAAACCGCCGUGCAGCAAAUCUCAGGAUGGGGAAGACGACGAGGGCAUCCACAGCCACGACGGAGGGAGUGACGUCAGUGACUGUGCCUCCGAGGUAAGUUAUGACUCCGGGCUCAACGGGAAGCUUCCGGAAACACCGACCGAAGAACUUCCGUCGCCCACGCAGCUGCUCAGCCACACGUGUGUGUUCUGUGACCGUACGUUCCCGCUGGAGAUGGACUACAGGCGGCAUCUCAAUCGCCAUCUGGUUAACGUCUAUUACCUGGACACUGCAACGCAGGGGAGCAUUUCGACUAAAGGUUUUCAGCCAUCACGGUCAUGAAAAAGCGUUCAGCAGGAACCCUAAUUCAAGGCAGCUGGACACUCUAACCAGUUAAUCACCAUUUUGUCACUUGUGAAACUGACUCUGUGAGCUUUGAGCUUUUUAGGCGUGGCGAAAUGUAGAUGCGGUUGGUAAUUUCUGUCUGACUGGCGUUUAUUGCUGUGUGCACUCAAGUAAGAAGAAAAUCAGCGUUUAAUAAAAGGUUUGGAAAUCAGCCCGGAAAUGUUUGUUCAGUUUGACCGACAAAAAUAGUAUUUUUUUGUAAGACGGAUAAUUACGGCUUGCUAGCACUCCAGAAGAAAGCAGCAGAGUUUAGAAAUUCUGGCCAGCCAAGAUUUCAGGAGGCUGUCUUGUAUGGUUGCUUAUUUUGGAUUUCUCAGACAACAGUUCUGUGAAUGUUAUCAGAACUUUUGCACAGAACCAUGAUGAUAUUGAAUACUGAUACAGUACAUGCUUGAUGAUUAUCUUAUGUCCUGUGGGAGUUGAUCAGAUGUAGAAACGAGCCAAGCAUUGCUUUUGACAUUGACUUUCUUUUCGUACUUUGUGUCUUUUGAGCACUCGAAUGGAGACGGACUGAACAUUUUGUUCCUUUUCAGCUUCGUAAUUCGGGCCAAAGAUUGUCUGUUUCUUGCUCCUGUUUCCCUUUGGGAAGAGUUUGGCCAAAAAUGAAAUGCACACAUUGUUCCCCUUGGACUGAAAACAAGUCAGCAUCUCUUAGCUGUGAGCAACGUUAACUUUUUCACUCGAGUUCAGUCCAGUUAUUGCUUUUCUUCUCUCUCUCUUUUUUUUCCCCCUCUUUUCUUUUUUAUGCUUCUGACAAUCUCUGUCCUCCUUCCCCCUGGUCAUUUUGUACUUUUUUUUUUCUUGGUAGGAAUUUCUCUUUUCUCCUGCUGUGCCCUGGUUUUAAAACGAGUAGCCCCCCCACCCCCCACCCCCCCUCCCUCCCCAUUAAGUGCAAUAUUGUAUAUUGGACAUACCAAAGUGGAAAAACUUCCCAGGCCUCCAUCUAACUUUUUUUUUUUUGUAAAAAAAAACCCCUAAAACUUCAAUUAGCUGGAUAGAUGAGAACUGCUAUGACUGUAAAUGUUUCUCGGAGAUUUUACUCAUAUGGAUAUAAGAAGUCUUUUACAGAUGUAAUCUAGAGUGCUUUAUAUUCGUAGUGCAGAUACUAACAUCGGCUCUGUUCAUGUUUUGUGGAGGAAAUGUGCUUUUUAGAAAAUGUAAUUCUGUGUACUUGUAUGAAAUGAACCAGUAUAUCAAUAAAAAUCAGUCAUAAAUGUGAA
Molecule: messenger RNA, 4423 nt
Organism: Neoarius graeffei (lesser salmon catfish)
Lineage: Eukaryota; Metazoa; Chordata; Actinopteri; Siluriformes; Ariidae
Gene: rest
Product: RE1-silencing transcription factor
Exons: 4
Coding region: 138-3140 (1000 amino acids)
Biological process (GO): regulation of gene expression
Cellular component (GO): nucleus
Source: RefSeq, a predicted model, not a curated record